Messenger RNA from Scophthalmus maximus (turbot), 1356 nucleotides. RefSeq names its product glutathione peroxidase 2 (gene gpx2). Gene Ontology annotation, biological process: response to oxidative stress. The transcript has 2 exons. The record is from RefSeq and is a predicted model, not a curated record. Gene Ontology annotation, molecular function: glutathione peroxidase activity. Lineage: Eukaryota; Metazoa; Chordata; Actinopteri; Pleuronectiformes; Scophthalmidae.
UAAUCAUAGGGUUAGGUUUAAAAGUAAUUUCCAGUUAUAGAAUUUUGGGUUAAUAGACAGUAAUGCUGACCCAUAUUCUGAACAGGAUAACACACUUCUCGCCGUAAAAAUCGCUCAAACGAAACAGCUUCAUGUGGCUUUACACCCACUCACAUGAAUCUAUCUGAAACCUGUGGGGAGUAUUGUGUGUCAGGUGUGGAUCAGUUUCCCGCAGAGCUACUUGACACCCAUGGAAGGCAGCUUUCUGUCCCAAGUCAGUCAGGUGACCAGGCGGUUGGAUACUGUCGCGCGCCGAGACCCCCGUCCUCCUCCACUGUGGAAACAGAGGAGUAGAAAUGACGUUCAUCGCCAAGACUUUCUACGACUUGAAGGCCACCACGCUGGAAGGCGACUCGGUGGACUUCAACGUGUUCAGGGGACGGGUGGUCCUCAUAGAGAACGUGGCCUCGCUCUGAGGCACCACCACCCGGGACUUCGGCGAGCUCAACCAGCUUCAGAGCAAGUACCCCCAUCGGCUGGUGGUCCUGGGUUUCCCCUGUAACCAGUUUGGAUAUCAGGAGAACUGCUCCAACGGCGAGAUCCUGAGCUCACUGCAGCAUGUGCGUCCUGGCGGUGGCUUUCGGCCCAACUUCACCAUCUUUGAGAAGUGUGACGUCAACGGAACAAACACACAUCCGGUCUUUGCCUAUCUGAAAGACAAGCUCCCCUACCCCGAUGACGACGCCAACUCCCUCAUGCAGGACCCCAAAUUUCUGGUUUGGAGUCCCAUCAGCAGGACGGACGUGUCGUGGAGCUUUGAGAAAUUCCUCGCCGGGCCCGAAGGAGAGCCCUUUAAAAGAUACAGCAAAAAGUUCCCCACCAUUGACAUCGAGCCUGACAUCGUACGGUUGUUAAGAUUAACCAAGACCUAAGUAUAGCCCCCACCUUGUAAUGACUUCUCAUUUAUCUAAGUCAAUGCCGUUUUGUUGUCCUCCACACUUUUAAGUCUUAAUUAAUGAGGGUAAUAUUCUGAAAAGCUCAGGGAAUAUUGUCUGAGGCCUUGUAAGUGCUUAAAAGUUGUGGAUGAAUGCAUUCUAUAUGCCUACUUUUUUUUUAAAUGUUGUGGAUACGUAUUGUUAUGGAAAGAGAACAGGAAUUGUACAGUAUAUUUCCAGAAAUGUGGGGAAACAUAAUCACUUGAGGAGCAGAGUAUUUCCUUUUGCAUGUGCUUUUGUUUCUUGUCCUAUGUUGGCCUGACCAGCAGAUGGUGCAACUGAUGUGAUCAUACAAAUGGACAGCCUCUGUCUUGCCUCUGUGCAUUAACAUUCACCACACAUACACCCUCAUGAAAUGUUUGCGCUGGAAUAAAACGUUGAA